AUGGUUGAAUCUACUUUGAUAUAUAGAUACGAUGCACUUCCUUUGUGUGGAUCGGUUGAUGAUGACGAUAGCACCAACUCGCAAGCAUUACUAGAACAAAAGAAGAAAUGUAAAAUCCUAAUCAGCAGGAUCACUCCGAACUCAGAGCCUCAAGCUACUAUCGAAUCGGGGGAGUUCAACAUUCAUUAUUUGAUCUCCCAGGGGAUUAUAUAUCUAUGCAUAUGUAAGAAGUCAUACCCACGGAAGCUUGCAUUUUCAUAUUUAAACGAAAUAGCACAUGAGUUUUACAAUAGUCACGGUCAAGAGGCACUAAGUCCAACUGCUAGACCAUUUGGGUUUACUUCAUUUGAUAAUUUCUUGCACAAGACUAAAAAAAUAUACCAAGAUCAAAGAGCCCAAUCCAAUUUGGAUAAGUUGAAUGAUGAUCUAGCUGACGUAAAAAAAGUUAUGACUAAAAAUAUCGAGGAUUUAUUGUACAGAGGAGAUUCUUUGGAUAAAAUGAGCGAUUUGUCAAGCUCUUUAAAGCAGGAUUCUCUCAAGUAUAGAAGACGGGCUCAGAGAAUUAACUUGGAAGCAUUGAUUAAGCAGUAUAUUCCAAUUGUUGGGGUUGGAUUAAUUUUCGUUUUCAUUUGUUAUUACCUAUUAAGAAGAUAG
Lodderomyces parapsilosis is the source of this 654-nucleotide messenger RNA. RefSeq names its product SNAP receptor (gene SEC22). Gene Ontology annotation, molecular function: SNAP receptor activity. Lineage: Eukaryota; Fungi; Ascomycota; Pichiomycetes; Serinales; Debaryomycetaceae. The record is from RefSeq and is a predicted model, not a curated record. Gene Ontology annotation, biological process: retrograde vesicle-mediated transport, Golgi to endoplasmic reticulum; endoplasmic reticulum to Golgi vesicle-mediated transport; vesicle fusion with Golgi apparatus. The transcript has 2 exons. Gene Ontology annotation, cellular component: endoplasmic reticulum-Golgi intermediate compartment; Golgi membrane; ER to Golgi transport vesicle membrane. Bases 1 to 654 code for a protein of 217 amino acids.